AUGAAUACUAUAAGACGAAUACUUGCUCCAAACAAAUCCUCAAAAGAUAGUAAGAAAAAGUCCAUAUUUCAGCGCUCAAAGUCUAGUAGCGAACUUUUCAGCGAAAGACCAAAUAAAUCUCCAUUAUCUGAAAGAGAAACCAACACAAGGUCAUUUAGCCAACGAUCGCUAGAAUUACCUUUAAGAAAAAUAGGCAUGCUACGCGAUAAAGCACAAUACAAUACGGAAAAUGGGACCACAAUUAAACGUGAAUUCAAAACUUUACCGAGAAAUCUUCAACAAACGUUGCCUGUUCCAGCGUCAGGUACGCGAAUGGUGGGCAUUGGGGCAUUGGCACUGAAUACGGGGAAUAUAGUCCCAGCUAUAGGACUGGGAGCUGGAAAGGCAUCAGACGACUUGUCUAUACCGCAAUCACCUACUACCUGUCUUAAUGAGGCGGAUGACUACAUUCAGCAAGCAAUACAAUUCCACGAACAGAAUCAAUUGGACAAAGCCACUUAUUUCUUUAAGCUUGCAGCUGAGAGGAAAAGUCCGCUAGGAUAUUUCUUGUACGGUAUUGCAUUGAGACACGGGUGGGGAUGUGAAGCCAAUCCUACCAUGGCGGUGAAGUAUCUCCAGAAAGCAGCUGAAUCAGCUGUUGAUGAAUUACAAUCGUCAGUCAUUGCCAAUCCAAGCAUUGCACGGAACGAGCUAGUAUUAGCAAUAUACGAACUUGGAGUUUGUUUCCGUCAUGGGUGGGGCGCCCCAAAGAACAAAAAGACGGCUGCAUAUUAUUUCGAGAUGGCCGCAAGUCUUGGCGACCCGGAUGCCCAAAAUGAAAUAGGAUUUUGUUAUGCUAAUGGCGAGGGCGUUAAGAAGAACUUGACAAAAGCGGCCAAGUAUUAUCGUAUGGCAAAUGAACAAGGUGCAGGUAUUAUGGGCAAUUCAUGGAUAUUUAAAAAGAAAUACGAUGAAGAAGCACCAAAGAAUUAA
This is a messenger RNA of Paraglomus occultum, 972 nucleotides long. NCBI's taxonomy places the organism in Eukaryota, Fungi, Glomeromycota, Glomeromycetes, Paraglomerales, Paraglomeraceae. The record is from the annotation of a GenBank genome assembly.